Molecule: messenger RNA, 441 nt
Organism: Merops nubicus (carmine bee-eater)
Lineage: Eukaryota; Metazoa; Chordata; Aves; Coraciiformes; Meropidae
Product: atherin-like
Exons: 1
Coding region: 1-441 (146 amino acids)
Source: RefSeq, a predicted model, not a curated record
AUGUUUCUCCGACUGGACUAUAAAAAGUCUCCUUCCUGGCCCAAGCCUGCUCCUAAUGAGGAGAGAGGGGCGAGUGCUGACAGCAGGUCAGUGAGCACGCUCUGCCCCCACCUCACUGCCCGUCCACGUGCUGGCUCGGGGCCCCCAGCCAGAAGAGCACGUGUGGGCUCUGCGGCCGCACCUCCCGCUUGCCCGCGCUCCGGCCGGCUCCAAACCCCACCGGCUCCCUGGGUUUACCGGGGCAGCAUCGCGCCCAGGCGAGCGGUGCCUCGAGGUGGCCUCAAACGCGGCCGAGGCCACGCCGGCAAACAUCCACCCCUCACGUGCUCUCAGCCCUCCCGGCUGCCAAGGCCGAGCCCGCCAGCCUCGCGGGCCUCCUCGGAGCUGCCAUCAGCCACAGCAAUCCAGCCGUGCAGGCCGGGAACGUGGCGGCCAUCUUAA